Messenger RNA from Hymenoscyphus albidus, 1572 nucleotides. Lineage: Eukaryota; Fungi; Ascomycota; Leotiomycetes; Helotiales; Helotiaceae. The record is from the annotation of a GenBank genome assembly.
AUGGCGACACCAAAACCGUUCCAGAUUGCCGUUCCUCAGGAGAAGAUCGACAAGUUCAAGUUGAAGCUCUCUUUAGCGGAACUUCCUGAUGAACUCGAAGGUGCCGGAUGGGACUAUGGCGUUCCUUUGGCUGAGAUGAAGAGAUUGACAAAGGCAUACGAGAAAUGGGAUUGGAGACAGGCAGAAGCACGUUUGAACAAGCUUCCUCAGUAUACCACUACCAUAAAGGUGGAUGGUUAUGAUGAAUUGGAUAUCCAUUUCCUUUGGCAGAAGAGUAAAGUCAAAAAUGCCAUCCCUCUUUUGAUGGUGCACGGCGUAUGUCAUUUUCUCGUUUCUUGUUAUAUUUGGUCUACUCCUAAUCUAAUUGUUUACUUCGCUAAUACUAAACUCUGUUUAUUUAGUGUAAGCUUUGAAUUUCACCCAUCUCUGUCUACACACUCAUCAUACAUAGGGCCCGCUUCAUUCAUCGAAUUCCAACACAUCCUUCCUCUCCUUGCAGAUAAUCCCGACGGCCCAGCCUUCCACAUUGUCGCUCCAUCCCUCCCAAACUUCGGCUUCAGCUCCGGCGUAAAAACCCGUGGCUUUGCACCCCCCAAAUACAGCGAGACCCUCCACAAACUCAUGCUCUCAUUGGGAUACACCGAAUACGCAACCCAAGGUGGAGAUUGGGGGUAUUUCAUCACCAGAAUAAUGGGACGUACGUACCCAGAAUCCGUCAAGGCAUCCCACAUCAACACCAUGGCAUGUAAUCCCCCGGAAAACUUCGACUACUCCACUCUCACAGAAAGGGAGAAAGCAGGACUCGACCGAUCAGCCUGGUUCGUAAAAGAAGGCCAGGGCUAUUAUCACCAACAAACUACGCAACCACAAACGCUAGCUUACGCACUGAACGACUCCCCCGUUGCUCUACUAGCCUGGAUCUAUGACAAAUUGCAUUUUUGGACAGACAGUUAUCCAUGGACCGACGAUGAGAUUUUCACUUGGAUUAGUGUCUACGCUUAUAGCAGGGCUGGACCGGGAGCUUCCUUGAGAAUUUACUACGAGCAUGUGCAUGGGGAGGGUGACAAUGACCUUCUGGGUGCUGCGACUUAUGUUCCGCAUGUCAAAUUGGGACUUGGUACGAUGAACUAUUCUUUUUGUGUCCCUACCAUCAUUUUCCUUCUUCUUGUUCUCUUGCUCACAGACGUAUAUAGCACAUAACCCCAAAGAGAUGUCAGCCCAACCCAUCUCCUGGUCGAGACAAAUGGGCCCAAUUGUCUACGACAGCGUUCAUGAUUCGGGUGGUCAUUUCAUGGCAUCUGAGAGGCCUCACUAUCUAGCCAAGGAUUUGAAAACAAUGUUUGGGAAAGAGGGUGGCGCUUUUGGUGCUGUGCCUGGUAAGAAUGGGUAUGAUGCUUAAAAGUUUGCCUGUUCUCUAGUUAUGUAAUUUUGUCAUCUUCCCUUUGGGAUGGGCUGCUGAGUUCAAGAAUGACAAAAAUCGAAUGCUCUAUAAGAAUCGCGUAGCUCUCUAGAGAACAUUUUUAUUUACUAUAUUAUUAUAGUCUAUAGAGUACGAUAUCUUAUACACUCCCU